UAACACAAAACGCCGCCUAAGUGCUAUAAUUAAUCUUUCCUUCAAUUUCCACGUCGCGCCGUGGCCUAAAAUGCAAAUAGAAGAAAAAUGCCACGGCUCCUUGCGAGCACGUGAAACAAACGUUACCAUGACUACCAUAUCGACCGACGGCUUUUCCGAGGCUUUCGUCUGAAACUCUCAUUCGCGUGACGCACACUGAAACAAUGAGGGCUGAAACAGUAUUGGUCUGGAGAUCUAGAUAAGCGGUCUGUUUAUGAACGACCGAAAAAUGCGUCGUAACUAAUGUAACAUUUAUUUGCACUUGCCUUAAACAUAUUACCGUUAACUUUAAAAGCGAUUGUAUUCCGUGGGAUCGCAUCAGGCGGUGUAGGUGGGGUGGGUCCAGCAGCCGUGGACAAUGACUACACGCGCGAAACGAACCGCGACGCGCGUCCGCUGAUGCGCGAGCGUCCGUUUUUGAAAAGCACUUCAGAGCACUCAUUAGUCGGUGCACCGUAACUACGCUGCGGUCGGCAGAAACGCAACGUGUGUGCAAUACGGGACAUUAGAAAGUGUAAUGUAUAUUGUGUAGUGCGAUGCUGUCGGUGGGCAAGCCGGCAUCACUGGUCCAACAGAAGAAGGAGCAGUGGGCGCGGGAGAGAGGUGCGUAUGGCCGUGGUGGUGCGCGUGGCGGUAGCCGAUUUCGACGAUGGAAUUGUAGCCUAGUGUGCUCUGACCAAUGGGAGAGCGCUUACAUUAAACUCUUUUUUUUUAUUUACACAAAUCGCUUUCAAAUACGGAACCAAUUCGCGAGCACACUCGAACUACAUAAGCAAUCAUCAUACGAAUACCAAGAACCUAUACAACGCCAGCGAAGUCCUAGUCUACCACCUAUUCGCAACAACGACCCAGAGAAGAGUAAAGAAGAAAGAAGAACGAAUGUGUUAAACCGAAACAUACCUAGUGCAAAAAGAUUCGCUUUUUAUGACGAAGAUGCGGAAGGGGACACAUCGGGAUACGGAAGCGAAACAAUCAAUCAUAUGAAUAGAUGUCAAAAUGAUGCGUUACACGAUGUCACUAAUAAUCGAAACCCUGUUGUGGCAUGGCAACAGGGGAAAGAAAACAGAAAUAUAAGUUCGAGUGGUGGAAGGUCUGCGGAUGGCGCGUGGUCAGCACGGAGUCAGAGAAGCAAUACGGCAGAAGAAGGACGCCCGCGCUGGGGAGAUCGUGGCGUCGCCACUGGCCGCCUGUGGGAACCGACUGCUCCUAAUGCCAGACUGCCACAGAUGCAAAAUCAGAAGAAAGGCACGCCAUCAUGGGUGGAACGUGGAUUGAAUAUGAUAGAAAAUACAGCAGAAGUUCUAGUCAUUGACCAAACUAGUUCAACGAAUUCGGGUUUCGACUGUGAUAGGUCUUCCUGUAAUGGAAGCGAUGAAGGAAAAACAUUCCUUAGAGGACAAAAUGUUCCAUUAGAACCAGAAAUUAAGGCACAGCGUGAAAAUAAAAGAAUAAAAGCCUUAGAAUUGCAGUCAGCAAUAUUAAGUCAGUUAGAGGAUCGAGAGAAACGACGAUUAGAAGAAAGAGAAAGGCGUUUAAGAGAAGAAAGACUCGAAGAAUUAAGAAUACAGAGACAACAAGAAGAAGAUAAAUUAAGACUUGAAGAAGAAAAAAGAAAACAUGAAGAAAAGCAAUUGAUGGAACAAAAAAAAUUAGAAACUCUUAAGAAAGCUUUAGAAGAUGCAGAAAAGAAAGCUAGAUUAGAAAAAGAAAAACGAUUUAUUAGUCACAGACAACAUAUAAAUACAGCUGUUCCUAUUGAAAGCAAGCCCAAAGAAGAAGACAUUAUUAGUACUACUAAUAAUAGUAUACUUAGAAAUGAAAGUAUAAGUCCUACAAAGACAAAUAGAACCUAUGACUUACAUUCAGCAAAAAGUCAAAAGAAAGAUUGCGAGUCGCAUCAAACUACAGAAUUUAAUUCUCCCCGGUCUGUAGGACCUGGAAAUUUAAAUUUGUUUAUACACAGCGUACCUCCAUUAGCUCUUGCUGACAACCAGUUCAAUAUUGUUCCAAUUGGCCUUAAUGGAAAUAGUGAUAUAAGUGGCCAACCAAGUAGUAUACAAUUAGCUGUUUUAGUACCUCAAAAUCUAACUAAUAAUUUGUAUAGUGUUUCGGUAAAUUCACUAAAUCAUUUGCAAGAAUUAACGGACACUGGUAAAAUUUUGACACCUAGAAAAUACCGGUCAGGAAAAACAAAAGAUGCUUCCACACAGACAGAAAUAAAUACUUCAAAACCUACUAUAGAUAAAAUAGUGGAAACACAAGAACUUGAAAGAAAUAUAGAUAAAAAUUACCCAAGUAUUGAUGAAAAUGCACCACAAGAAAGUCAUCAUAAUACCUUAAAAAAAGAUCGACGUUUUCGUUCAGAAGAAAGGUAUAAAAAGGAAAUAGAAAAUCGACCUAAAUGGGGUGUCAAUAGACCAGCCGCUCAAUAUAAAAAACAAAGCGAAAAGGACCCAUUUUAUAGUCAAAAAAGAAAAAUGAGACAAAAAUACCGACCGCAAGCAAGACAGUAUCUAUCACAAUCGAGUGACGAUAGUCGAUCCCCGAGUCCACCACUGAGACAAUCGGAAAAAAUGACGGAAGCGGGUCACAAACAACGUAAUUCAUUAAGUCAAUCAUAUUGGAAAAAUAAAAGAUCUAGUCAAGAUUUAUCAAGACCUGUGCAUAUUACAGAAAAUGAUCAAGUAACACCUGAAUUCAGCAACCUAAGUCACAUAAUAAAUGAUGUAGUAGACAACAAAAAGUCUCCCAAAAUGUCACCUACAAAAAGAAUGACUCUUUCACAGAAAUUUAUUAAUGAUAAAUACGGGAAUAGGAAAUUAUGGAUCGAUGAUGUUAACGAGCGCAAUAACAAAUCUAAUAUAUUCGAUGUUGAAAAUAGAAAGAAAAUCAUAGACCAAUUCAACGUAACAAAAAGAGAAUAUUUAGAUAAAAAUGAGGACCAAGAAAACUUGAUUGUUAAAACGAAAUAUUGA
Molecule: messenger RNA, 3014 nt
Organism: Galleria mellonella (greater wax moth)
Lineage: Eukaryota; Metazoa; Arthropoda; Insecta; Lepidoptera; Pyralidae
Product: histone-lysine N-methyltransferase, H3 lysine-79 specific
Exons: 5
Coding region: 576-3014 (812 amino acids)
Biological process (GO): cilium assembly
Cellular component (GO): microtubule; cilium
Molecular function (GO): microtubule binding
Source: RefSeq, a predicted model, not a curated record